Molecule: messenger RNA, 3834 nt
Organism: Lampris incognitus (smalleye Pacific opah)
Lineage: Eukaryota; Metazoa; Chordata; Actinopteri; Lampriformes; Lampridae
Gene: c1qtnf1
Product: C1q and TNF related 1
Exons: 4
Coding region: 566-1393 (275 amino acids)
Molecular function (GO): protein binding
Source: RefSeq, a predicted model, not a curated record
CCUAAAUGGCCGACUGACUGAUGAUGGACUGAUGGGGGGUUUUUUUUCUUUCAAAAAAGGAGUGGACUGUGACAAAACAUUUCAUGUUCACACAAAAACAUACACAACCCCAUUCAUCAGCUCUCUCUCUCUCUCGCCUGUGUUUGUGUCAGCCUUCCUUUCAUCCAUCAGGGUUGCGCUCCUCUUUCCCCUCCUCCUGAAUAUUCAACCUUACUUUUCUGUGUCCCUCUCUUUCUCGGUCUCUCUCCCUCUCAAACUUUUCCCUCCCUCCUGCCCUUUUUUUUCCCCUCUUCUCGUCCCUUUCUUCACUCCUCCACUUGUUUGGAGGAUCAGGGCUUCUGGCAGACGCUGCCGUGCGUUCCCAGUUUGCAGGAGCUGGAGCAGAAUGACCCACAGGGGCGGACAGUAGACUCUGAGGAAGGAGAGACCAGGACAGAGGCAAAGACCCACUUCAGCGUGGGAAAAAAAAAAGCAGCCUACGCUAACCCAUCUACGCUCCAAAGUGAAGAACUCAACUCAGUAAGGACAUUUUUGUUGCUGAAGGAGAAAUAUUGGACCAAUAAAAAUGGCCACGCCUGGUUUGUGGGCCCUGCUAGUCCUCUGGGUCUGUACAGCUGAGGCCUACCGUGGUUCUUACGACCAGAGGGAGGACCUGGAGCAGGACCAAGGCCGGAUCAACCCCAGGGAUUACCGUCAAGAUGCCAGCGACAGGGAUGUGAGGGUGUGUCGUCGAUGCUGUGACCCAGGAGAGGAGCCCCCAGCUCAGCAUGACAGCCCACACUACCCUCAGUACCAGCCCCAGUAUCAGGUUGUACCACAAAUCAACAUCACUAUACUCAAAGGAGAGAAAGGGGACAGUGGUGAACGAGGACCAUAUGGUAAGUCAGGCAAAGCUGGCCAGAUAGGCCUGCCGGGGCCCAGCGGCCUUAAAGGCAACAAGGGCAGCAUGGGGCAACCCGGUGAGCCCUGCAAGGCGUACUAUGCCGCCUUCUCUGUGGGACGCAAGAAGCCUCUACACUCCAACGACUACUACCAGACCCUUGUGUUUGACACAGAGCUGGUCAACCUCUACGGCCACUUCAACAUGUUCACCGGAAAGUUUUAUUGCUAUGUGCCGGGGAUCUACUACUUCAGUCUGAAUGUGCACACUUGGAACCAGAAGGAGACAUACAUGCAUGUGAUGCACAAUGAGAGGGAGAUGGUCAUCCUGUAUGCCCAGCCCAGUGAUAGGUCCAUCAUGCAGAGCCAGAGCCUGAUGCUGGAGCUGGAGCGAGAGGACCAGGUAUGGGUCAGGCUCUUCAAGGGGGAGAGAGAAAACGCCAUCUUUAGCGAUGAUUUUGACACCUACAUCACCUUUAACGGACACCUGAUCAAGCCCAAAAAUGAGGUGUAGACAAUAAUAAUGGUAACACCCUACAAUACGGGAAAGAGUUCACAAAUGAUUACUAAUUAUUUUAUUAAUGUUAACAGCCCAUUUAUUAAUCAUUAUAAAGCUGUAAUAAGAUGUUAUAGUGCAUUAAUAAAAGAACCUUUUGGGCUGCCUGGUUGGGAGCCCAGAUUUUAGCAGUCUGAGAGAGUCUCUAUAGACAUUAUCUCAGAAACCAUGUGACCAGAGAGGCCUGCCGAUUGACAUCCUCAGUAACAGACAUAUAAAUAACAGGACUUGAAAAUGUCAUGCAAUGCAAACACAAAAGUCAAUUUUCACACAGCUGUUAAGUUUAGUGAUGAGGUUAGGUAAUGGUUAGUGAGGCUGCCAUACAACAGUUCAUCUAGCUUCAUUUAAUCACAAGGUCUCUGAGAGAAUGUCUAUGGAGACGCUCCCCACCCAACCUGGCAACCCAAAAAGUGUUUUUAUUACUGCAUUAUAACUUCAUAUUUCUUAUUUACAACACACUAAUAGAUGAGUUAUUACCCAUUGAUAAAGCAAUGACCACUUAUAAACCCUUUAUAAAGCAUUCCUUAUUGUAAGGUGCUGCCAAUAAUGAUAAUAAUAAAAUGUUUUGUACAGACUAAGAGUGUGAAAUAGACUAUAGAUUCAUGCCAAAGCAAAAAAAGCAUGUGCAGUAUUCUAAGUAUAAGGGGGGGGGCACAGAUGACUCUCUCUGUGAAGAUGACGAUUUUAGAGGAAAUGCACACAUUCAACUCAUUUGAUCUAACUUACCAGCAAGAUCAGUGACCUAUGACCUCUACCCAGCUGGUGCUCGGGCAGGUAUGAAACACAGUUUCAGCUUCAAAUGCAGUUUCAACUGAAAUGUCAUUAUGUUGCAUGGAAGUGCUCUGGUGACACUGUGUUUUAUGGAAAGGGUGUUACCGCCCUCAUAACAAGAAUAUGGUAACGUCAUGUCAGGUUUUAUAAGCACAUAAGAUUGAACUAUUUUAAGCUACAAUGCUGAUACUUGUUGUUGUUGCUGUUGCUGUUGUUGUUGAUGAAUUCAUUGACCUAUAGUGAUACUGGUGAAUACAUCGGUAUUUGAUCAAGCUGCAUCCCAGAGAUCCAUUCGAAAGGAAACCAGUUUCACCAGUGCUGUUUUUGUAAUUGAUGCUGCAGUAUCUACUGGUUGUGAUGGUCUCAGUGCUUAGAGUGCCACAUCCCCUUCCUAACUAGUUAACCUCAAACUCAUCACUACUCGCCUUAGUCUCCCGUAUCUCCGUGCUAUGGUGAAGAGGUCCACCUUUGGUCUUGGGUCAAACGGCUACCCGACAGGGGCGUCCGGGUAGCGUGGUGGUCUAUUCCGUUGCCUACCAACACGGUGAUCGCCGGUUCGAAUCCCCGUGUUGCCUCCGGCUUGGUCGGGCGUCCAUAAAGACACGAAUGGCCGUGUCUGUGGGUGGGAAGCCGGAUGUGGGUAUGUGUCCUGGUCGCUGCACUAGCGCCUCCUCUGGUCGGUCGGGGCGCCUGUUCAGGGGGGAGGGGGAAUAGCGUGAUCCUCCCACGCGCUACGUCCCCCUGGCGAAACUCCUCACUGUCAGGUGAAAAGAAGCGGUUGGCGGUAUCGAGGAGGAGGCAUGUGGUAGUCUGCAGCUCUCCCCAGAUCAGCAGAGGGAGGGUGGAGCAGAGACUGGGACGGCUCGCAAGAGGGGGAUAAUUGAAAAAAGGGGGGGAAAUAAAAAAAAGAAGGUGCUACCCGACAGUGACCAUUAAAACGACCAGCUCCUGAUUUGGAUGUUCGGGGAUGAGCCAUCGUCCCCAGUAAGACGGUGAAAGAUUCGUUUACAUGCAAACCAUCAGGUUAGUUGCUGUAAUGUACCAGAUCUACACUAUCAUAAUCGACCAUUAAUGAGAUUACGUCAACAACAAUGCUGUUUUCUUGCUUUCCAUUUGCUCUAUUUGAUCCAAAUGGACAAAGACUCUGGGCGAGGGAGCAGCCGCGGUGUCUGAGUGGUGAGCCGGAGAUGUUUGAAUCAUCAUCUAAGGAUGUUGGUUUCAGGAAAACAUGUGUAUCUGCACUGUGCGUGACCCUACGGUAGUGACGUCAUGGUUGGCCAAGAGUUCGAUGUACUGCUACAACAUCUGGAUGACAUUAGGUUUCAUUUUCAUUUUCACUCUCCAUGUACUGGUGCUUCUUGCUACAUCGACUGUGCACUGUAGAAUAAAUGUAGACCACUGCCGUAAACCACCAGUCCCUUAUGUAUGAUGUGUGCUUCAUAAAGUUACAUCUGCAUGUGUAUUGUGAACUAAUUUAUCGAGAUAGCUCUGAUAUCAGCUUGACGGACAGAAGCGCAGCAUUGCGCCCUGUUGGGUCAGGGGCUGUGUUUUGUUGUCGUAAACACUAAAAGGGUUGUAUGUUUCCCCUUCAGCCUAACCAAAAAAACCACAAAAACAAAAAAAAACAA